Messenger RNA from Monodelphis domestica (gray short-tailed opossum), 2757 nucleotides. RefSeq names its product FKBP prolyl isomerase 9 (gene FKBP9). Gene Ontology annotation, molecular function: calcium ion binding; peptidyl-prolyl cis-trans isomerase activity. The record is from RefSeq and is a predicted model, not a curated record. NCBI's taxonomy places the organism in Eukaryota, Metazoa, Chordata, Mammalia, Didelphimorphia, Didelphidae. Gene Ontology annotation, cellular component: endoplasmic reticulum.
GGCGGGUCGGCGGUCGGCCAAGGCCCGCCCCGAGCCGGGAGGGGAGAGGGCGGGCCCAGGCCAGCGUUUCCACGUUUGCAAAGUUUGCAAAGUCGCGGCCGGACCGAGCCUGAACCCGAACCUGAACCAGCCGGCCCAGGCCGUGUCCCGCUCGUCUCCGGCUCCCUCCCGAGGGGCUGCAUGGCGGCGCUGGCCCGAGCGGCCCGGCCCCGAGGGCUCCCUCCGUCCCCGCCGCCGCCCUCGCUGCUGCUGCCCCUGCUGCUGCUUGGCGUGGCGGGCCGGGCGGCGCCGGGGCUCGGACCCGAGCUCCAGGUGGAGCGGCGCUCCGUGCCCGACGAGUGCCCGCGGGCCGUGCGCGCCGGAGACUUCGUGCGCUACCACUACGUGGGCACCUUCCCCGACGGCCGCCAGUUCGACUCCAGCUAUGACCGGGGCUCCACGUUCAACGUGUUUGUGGGCAAGGGUCAGCUGAUCGCGGGCAUGGACCAGGCGCUGGUGGGCAUGUGUGUGAACGAGAGGAGGUUCGUGAAGAUCCCCCCCCAGCUCGCCUACGGGGAGGAAGGCGUGCCCGACGUGGUGCCCCCCAACGCGGUGCUGCACUUCGACGUCCUGCUCACGGAUCUGUGGAAUUCCGAAGACCAGGUCCAGGUUCACACUUACUUCAGGCCCCCCACGUGCUCCCGCACCAUCCAGGUGUCGGACUUCGUGAGGUACCACUACAACGGCACCUUCUUGGACGGCACCCUGUUCGACUCCAGCCACAAUCGGAUGAAGACGUACGACACCUACGUGGGCAUCGGCUGGCUGAUCCCUGGGAUGGACAGGGGCCUCCUGGGCAUGUGCGUGGGAGAGAAGCGCCUCAUCACCAUCCCGCCUUUUCUGGCCUACGGCGAGGACGGCGACGGUAAAGACAUUCCUGGCCAGGCGUCACUGGUCUUUGACGUGGCCUUGUUGGAUCUCCAUAAUCCCAAAGAUGGCAUCGCAGUGGAGCAUGUCUUUGUGCCCCAAGACUGUGAGCGCCAGAGCCGCCCUGGGGACUUCCUGCGCUACCACUACAACGCCUCCCUGCUGGACGGCACCGUGUUUGACUCCAGCUAUUCACGGAACCGCACGUUUGACACCUACAUCGGGCAGGGCUAUGUGAUCGCCGGCAUGGACGAAGGUUUGCUCGGUGUUUGUGUCGGGGAGAGACGCCGGAUCACCAUCCCACCUCACCUGGGCUACGGGGAAGAAGGCCGGGGGAACAUCCCCGGCUCGGCUGUCCUGGUGUUUGACAUCCACAUCAUCGACUUCCACAAUCCCUCGGACUCUGUCAACAUCACGUCCCGCUACAGACCCACCAACUGCUCAGUCCUGAGCAAGAAGGGAGACUACCUCAAGUACCACUACAACGCCUCCCUGCUGGACGGCACCAGGCUGGACUCCACAUUGAAUUUGGGCAAAACCUACAACAUCGUUCUGGGGUCCGGCCAGGUCGUGCUGGGGAUGGACAUGGGCCUCCGAGACAUGUGCGUGGGAGAGAAGCGGACGGUCGUGAUCCCACCCCACCUGGGCUACGGGGAGGCUGGUGUGGCUGGAGAGGUGCCGGGCAGCGCUGUGCUGGUGUUUGACAUCGAACUCCUCGACUUGGUGUCGGGCCUGCCUGAAGGCUACAUGUUUGUCUGGAACGAAGAGGUGUCCCCCAACCUCUUUGAAGAGAUCGACAGGAAUGGGGAUGGGGAGGUUCUCCUGGAGGAGUUCUCAGAAUACAUCCAUGCCCAGGUGGUGACUGGCAAGGGAAAGCUCGCACCUGGUUUUGAUGCCGAAAUGAUCGUGAAGAACAUGUUCACCAACCAGGAUCGUAAUGGAGACGGCAAAGUCACAGCAGAAGAAUUCAAGCUCAAAGACCAAGAGACGAGACACGAUGAACUGUGAAGGCUCAAGGGGGCUGCUGGCCGGGCCUGCCUUGGGGAAGGGAGCACAGGUGAGGCAGGCUACCCCCUGGAGUAAUGCCAUGUCAGAGCUGCCUUAGCUUCUGGUUUCUAAGUCCUCAUUUCUGUUUGCUUCGUCUGCCACCCCAGAGCCUGAGGCCUGGCCUUUCAGCAGUCCCCGAGGGCCCCAAGGCCUGUCCUUCCCAGUGUCUGCUGUCCAUCUGAGCAGCCUCCAGGGCUCCUGGCAGGGCAAAAAGAGCCCAUUUCAUAGAUGAUCCGACGCUCUGCCAAAUUUCCCUCAAGUGAGAAGGGGCCAAAAGGCCCCUGACCAAUCCAGAGAGGCCUGGGCCAGGCUGGGGGGACUCCUCUGCAGAGACUCUGUGCUUUGCCCUCCCCAUGCCACAGUCUCCCCAGGCUUGGGAAGCCAAUGGGACCCUUCUCAGAGCAGGCCACAAAGUCCAGAAGACAGACCCUGCAGGGAGCUACUUAGCUAUUCGAAUUCUGUGCUCGCUCAGGAGGGAUGAGCCCUGUCUGCCCACUAGGAAGCCCUUGGCCCCCCAUUGGCACUGCCCCCAUACUGGCACUGCCCCCAUGUUGGCACUGCCCCCACUGGCCCUUUCUCCUUAAUGAGUGUGAAUGCUCUCACAUUUCUGCCAGCCCCCUCCAUCUGUGCAGGCUGCCUGUGGGUGCCCCUACUCCUGCAUCCUUAGAGCCCAGGACCCCGGGUUUUCCUCCUGCAUUCUCCACUGUGCCACCUGUGACCGUGUAAAGGUGUUUUGUAUGGGCAUGCCGGGCACUGCCCAGAGGGCUGAUAAUGGGAUUUUUGUUACAUAAAAUAGUGAACAAA